Lodderomyces theae is the source of this 1488-nucleotide messenger RNA. RefSeq names its product mitogen-activated serine/threonine-protein kinase (gene MKC1). The record is from RefSeq and is a predicted model, not a curated record. Gene Ontology annotation, biological process: intracellular signal transduction; protein phosphorylation. The coding region runs from base 1 to 1488 and encodes 495 amino acids. The transcript has a single exon. Lineage: Eukaryota; Fungi; Ascomycota; Pichiomycetes; Serinales; Debaryomycetaceae. Gene Ontology annotation, cellular component: cytoplasm; nucleus. Gene Ontology annotation, molecular function: ATP binding; MAP kinase activity.
AUGAGCGACCAAUCGGUAUACUAUGGAAGAUCAGUCAACAAGGUCUACAACCAAGAGUUCAUCAUUGACCGAAGAUUCAAAAUCAUCAAAGAGUUGGGCCAAGGGGCAUAUGGUAUCGUGUGCUCAGCCAAAUAUGACGACGGAACCAGCAACGAUCCAAACAACAAUCUGUCCUCGUCAUCAGAUGGGUCGUAUGUAGCCAUCAAAAAGAUCACCAAUAUAUUCAGCAAAAAGAUUCUUUGCAAGCGGGCAUUAAGAGAGAUCAAAUUGUUGCGGUUUUUCAGAGGACACAAGAACAUAACUUGUCUUUACGAUUUGGACAUCAUUCCUAAUCCAUUGACAGGGGAAUUCAAUGAAAUCUAUCUUUAUGAAGAGCUAAUGGAGUGCGACAUGCACCAAAUCAUCAGAUCGGGCCAACCAUUGACGGAUCUGCAUUAUCAAUCGUUCAUUUAUCAAAUAUUAUGUGGGUUAAAGUACAUCCACUCGGCAGACGUGCUACAUCGAGACUUGAAGCCAGGUAAUCUCCUUGUAAAUGCAGAUUGCGAAUUGAAAAUUUGUGACUUUGGUCUCGCUAGAGGGUUUUCGGAAAACCCAGAGCAAAACCAGGGGUUCAUGACUGAAUACGUGGCAACUAGAUGGUACAGAGCACCCGAGAUUAUGCUCAGUUUUACAAACUAUACAAAGGCCAUUGACGUUUGGUCUGUUGGAUGUAUAUUGGCUGAAUUGCUUGGUGGCAAACCUCUUUUCCGAGGUAAAGAUUAUGUUGAUCAAUUGAAUCAAAUCUUGAUGAUUUUGGGAACACCACCCGAGUCAACGUUGGUCAAAAUAGGAUCUCAAAGAGCACAAAAUUACGUUAGAUCCUUGCCAAUUAUGAAAAAGAUCAGCUACAGACAUCUCUUUCCCGAUGCCAACCCAUUGGCAUUGGAUUUGUUGGAAAGAAUGUUGACAUUGGAUCCAUAUGAGCGGAUUAGCGUCAACGAGGCAUUGGAACAUCCUUACUUGGAAGUAUGGCACGAUCCAAGGGACGAACCUGAAUGCCAAGUUAAAUUCGACUUCAAAUCAUUUGAAACCUAUGACGAACUUGAUGAAAUGAAACAAUUCAUUAUGGAUGAAGUUAAAACAUUUAGAGACUUUGUUAGAAAACCAAUAGAGGAGCAACAGCAAAUACAAUUGCAAAUGCAACUCCAGAACGAAGAGAGACAAGAAGAAGACCAACAGCAACAACAAAUACAAAACAAAGCAUUGGAUGUUAGCUCAUCAUCCGCAAACACUCGCGAAAAUGACUAUCCUAAACCACAAGAAUUGAAUGAUUUUUCGUUUCAAAGUCUUGAGUCAAACAACUACCACUACGAUACCAGAGACGAAAGUAUGAGUGGUAUAAAUUUAAACGAUUUUCCAAACACACUAGGACCUGAUUACUACAAACUUGAAGAGGAGCUUGGGUUUGGACUAGAUGGAAACACGUUUGACAAUUUUAAUCAUCAGUAA